AUGUCUUUGAUCCGAAGAAGAAAAGGGUCGGAACCAGAAAAGGGUCAUAGUGAAAAUUCAGAACCAAAAAUUCAGAAAAAUGAAGGAGAUGAAGAAGAUGAUGAUAAUGAUAAAAACAAGAAGAAUAGGAAUAAGAAUAAGAAUGAGGUUGAUGUGUUGAAGAAGAAGAGUAAGUGGUCUUGUAUUGAUAGUUGUUGUUGGUUUGUCGGUUGCAUUUGCACGUUAUGGUGGUUUUUGUUGUUUAUGUACAAUGUGAUGCCUGCUUCGUUUCCUCAGUAUGUGACUGAAGCUAUUACUGGUCCUAUGCCUGAUCCACCUGGUCUCAAACUCAAGAAGGAAGGGUUGAGUGUGAAGCAUCCAGUGGUUUUUGUGCCUGGGAUUGUUACUGGUGGGCUUGAGCUUUGGGAGGGUCAUCAGUGUGCUGAAGGGUUGUUUAGGAAGAGGUUGUGGGGUGGUACUUUUGGAGAAGUUUACAAAAGACCUUCAUGUUGGGUGGAGCACAUGUCCUUGGACAAUGAAACAGGAUUGGAUCCACCCGGCAUACGAGUCCGGCCUGUUACCGGACUUGUAGCAGCUGACUACUUUGCUGCAGGAUACUUUGUUUGGGCUGUUCUAAUUGCUAACUUGGCACGCAUUGGUUAUGAAGAAAAGACUAUGUACAUGGCUGCAUAUGAUUGGAGAAUAUCAUUUCAGAACACCGAGGUUCGGGAUCAAACACUAAGUCGGAUAAAAAGUAACAUAGAACUUAUGGUUGAAACUAAUGGUGGAAAUAAGGCGGUUAUUAUUCCACACUCGAUGGGGGUUUUGUAUUUUCUUCAUUUCAUGAAAUGGGUUGAAGCACCAGCUCCAAUGGGGGGUGGAGGCGGACCAGAUUGGUGUUCCAAAUAUAUUAAGGCAAUUGUAAACAUCGGUGGACCGUUUUUAGGUGUUCCGAAGGCUAUAGCAGGGCUUUUCUCAGCAGAAGCCCGAGAUAUUGCUGUUGCAAGGGCGAUUGCACCUGGUUUUUUAGAUAACGACAUGUUUCGGAUUCAAACGUUGCAACAUGUUAUGAAGAUGACUCGCACUUGGGACUCAACAAUGUCAAUGAUACCAAAAGGAGGGGACACCAUAUGGGGUGGUCUUGAUUGGUCACCGGAGGCGGGUGAUGACCUUACCAUGAGAAAGCAAAGCAGGGGCUAUACUAAGUUGACAGACCGAAAGGAAAACAAAACAGUUGUUAACUAUGGAAGAAUGAUAUCAUUUGGCAAAGAUGUCGCAGAGGCAGAUUCACCUGAGAUUGAGAUUCUUGACUUUCGGGGUGCAAUUAAAGGUCCAAAUGUUGCAAAUACCUCUUGUCGCGAUGUGUGGACUGAAUACCAUGACAUGGGAGUUGAGGGAGUGAGAGCUGUUGCAGAGCAUAAAGUUUACACAGCUAGCUCAAUCAUAGACCUCCUUCAGUUUGUUGCUCCGAAAAUGAUGGCGCGUGGUAGUGCUCAUUUCUCUUACGGAGUAGCUGACAAUUUAGACGAUCCUAAAUAUGAACACUACAAAUAUUGGUCAAACCCCUUGGAGACAAAAUUACCAAAUGCUCCUGAUAUGGAAAUCUUCUCUCUUUACGGAGUUGGCCUACCGACAGAAAGAGCUUAUAUUUACAAGCUAACUCCCUUUGCCGAGUGUUACAUUCCUUUUGAAAUCGAUCCUACAGCCAAAGGUGGUGACGAUGUUAGUUGUCUGAGAGAGGGUGUCUACACAGUUAACGGCGAUGAGACUGUGCCGGUUCUAAGUUCAGGCUUCAUGUGUGCUAAAGGUUGGCGUGGAAAAACAAGAUUCAAUCCUUCAGGGAUCCGCACUUAUGUUCGAGAAUACGAUCACUCUCCUCCGGCCAACCUGCUAGAAGGAAGAGGAACUCAAAGUGGUGCUCAUGUUGAUAUAAUGGGAAACUUUGCGCUGAUUGAAGAUGUUAUGAGGAUCGCGGCGGGAGCCAAAGGAGAAGAAUUGGGAGGCGAUAAAGUGUUUUCCGAUAUCUUUAAAUGGUCUGAUAGAAUCAAGUUACCUUUGUGA
Molecule: messenger RNA, 2040 nt
Organism: Vicia faba (fava bean)
Lineage: Eukaryota; Viridiplantae; Streptophyta; Magnoliopsida; Fabales; Fabaceae
Source: the annotation of a GenBank genome assembly